Molecule: messenger RNA, 2405 nt
Organism: Trichoderma atroviride IMI 206040
Lineage: Eukaryota; Fungi; Ascomycota; Sordariomycetes; Hypocreales; Hypocreaceae
Biological process (GO): protein N-linked glycosylation
Cellular component (GO): Golgi apparatus
Molecular function (GO): hydrolase activity
Source: RefSeq, a predicted model, not a curated record
UUCUCUUGACGUUGGUUUCUAGACCUUCAUUUUUUCCCUCUCUCUCUCUUUUCUUCUUCCAAUCCCUCCCGCUCUUUAAUGCGUCACGGCGUCUCUUAUUGAUCGCCCUGCGGCCUGAUGAGGAGAACUUCAGUGUCGCUGCCCACGAAGCAAGUUGCCCACGAUCCCCACGAAAAGACCGAUCGGUACCGCCCAAGCCAACGGAAGCAAGGCCUGUUUGCCAGCAUGAAGGAAACCAUGCUGUCUCAGUCUCAGAAAUCGCGGUGGCUUAAGACCGGCACGCUGGUUCUGAUACUGUUCUGCCUGUUCUACUGGCUGUCACCAACCGGCGUCGAGGUAUACAACAAGAGCCCAUUGGGCAGUGAAGAAGGUUCUGUGAGCAAAGCUCCCGCUGCUGCUCCCGCUGCUGCUCCCGUCGCCAAUGUCCCCGCCUCCAACAAAGAUGCCACCUCCAACAAGGACACCGCCGCUGCUGGCAACGGCGCUCCCAACAGUGGCCAGUCUCCCUCAGACUCUUCUUACGGCACCGACAAGUGCUCCAAAUCGUACUCCAAGGACAAGCCCAUCGUUCAGUAUGUCCUCAUGAUCGAUGCUGGUAGCACUGGCUCGCGAAUCCACGUCUACAAGUUCAACAACUGCGGCCCCAUUCCCGAGCUGGAGAAGGAAGAGUUCAAGAUGACUGAGAAAUCCGUCGGUGGCUUGAGUGCCUUUAAGAACGACCCCGUCGGCGCUGCCAAGAGUCUUGAUGUUCUCAUGGCCGUUGCCAUGGAACACGUCCCGGAUGCGCUGAAGAAGUGCUCUCCCGUUGCUGUCAAGGCUACCGCUGGCUUGCGUUUGAUUGGCAAGGAACUUGCCGAUGCCAUCUUGGUUGAGGUCAGACGACACUUGGAGCAGGACUACCCCUUCCCCGUUGUCUCUGCCGAACAGAACGGUAUUGCCAUCAUGGACGGCUCGGACGAAGGUGUCUAUGCUUGGAUCACUACCAACUACCUGCUUGGCAAGAUUGGCGGCCCUGACAAGAGUGAGACCGCUGCUGUCUUCGAUCUCGGUGGCGGUUCAACCCAGAUUGUCUUUGAGCCUACCUUUAAGGGAGCCCCAGACGGAGGCAUGCCUGAGAAGCUGGCUCCUGGAGACCACAAGUACGAGCUGGACUUUGGCGGCCACAAAUUCGACCUCUACCAGCACUCUCACCUUGGCUAUGGCUUGAUGUCUGCUCGCAAGGCCCUGCACUCCUUCCUGAUUGAUGAUUUGGCCAAGUCCAAGAAAGAUGACGAAACCUGGAAGAACUCGCCGAUUGUGCACCCCUGUAUCGCUCCCGGCACCACCAAGCAAAUCGACGUCGAGGUCAACGGUGGCGAGGCACAAACCUUCAACUUCACUGGCCCAUCUUCACCCGCUCCUGCUCAGUGCCGCAACCUGGCUGAGAAGAUCUUGAAGAAGGAAGCCGACUGCAAGCUUGCUCCCUGCUCCUUCAACGGCGUCCACCAGCCUAUCCUUUCCAAGACUUUUGCCAAGGAGGACGUCUACAUCUUCUCUUACUUCUACGACCGCACCAAGCCCCUCGGCAUGCCCGACUCUUUCACUCUUCGCGAGAUGCACGAUCUUACCGACAAGGUCUGUGCCGGCAAGGACUCCUGGGAUGUCUUUUCCAGCGUCCCCGGUGCCCUGGAGGAGCUUGCGGACCGCCCCGAGCACUGCCUGGAUUUGAACUUUAUGAUGGCGCUGCUGCACACUGGAUACGAGAUGCCCAUUGACCGCGAGGUCAAGAUUGCGAAGAAGAUCAAGGGCAAUGAGCUGGGCUGGUGCCUUGGCGCUAGUCUGCCGCUUUUGGCUCCUGGCUCAGGUUGGGAAUGCAAGGUUAAGGAGGUUUUAUAAUAUGCUUUCAUAUUACUUAUUAGGCGUUUUCUGAAUAAAGGGUUCGCGAUGAGUCGAUUGUCUAGAAUAAUCGCAAAGCACAUUGCUGUAUGACGCCUACGCUGUUGAAAGAAAAUAUAAUGCGGAAUUAGAGGUUGGUAUUAAUAAUAUGGUCUUUGAUGCAACUGGGAUGCGGAACUUCUAUCUAGUUAUAUAUUAUGUAUACAUGGGGAAUCAUGGGCCUGGUUUUUUUGAUUCCGGUAACAGGCUUGAAUGGGCAAGGAUACAGAGUUAAUAUGAUAUUAUUCAAAGAGGCGCAGUUACCAUUUCCAAAACUUCUUCCACCACUUCCUCAGGCCCGACACCUUCUAAUAAAGCUUCCACAGCUUCCAGUUGACUUCCCCACUGCAUACUCCUCUCCUUUUCCGGCUCGAUAAUACGAAUUCGGUGGAGAUAGACUUUCCUCACAGCUAGUCCAAUGAGGGCCGGGGUCACAUAGUCAAGCUUGUGUAAAGGAGCAAGGCUCUUGACGAGCUGGUGGAGAUGCUUGG